Molecule: messenger RNA, 2062 nt
Organism: Colius striatus (speckled mousebird)
Lineage: Eukaryota; Metazoa; Chordata; Aves; Coliiformes; Coliidae
Gene: SPATA18
Product: spermatogenesis associated 18
Exons: 11
Coding region: 475-1527 (350 amino acids)
Biological process (GO): mitochondrial protein catabolic process; mitophagy by internal vacuole formation
Cellular component (GO): mitochondrial outer membrane
Source: RefSeq, a predicted model, not a curated record
CGUUGCCACGGCCGAGGCGCGUCCUGCCCGCGUUGCCACGGCACCCAGCGCCGCGCCGAAACGUGCCCGGCCUACGCUACCAUCGCGGCUAUAAAGGCGCCGCGAACGGGGUGUGAGGUACCAGCCGUUCUCCUUCCUCUCUCUCGCGCAGCAUCCGCAGAGGACUCCCGGAGGGGCCUGACGGGACGGAGGACUCGGAGCAGUCCAUCUUAUCCUAACCCCGAGAGUGAGCUGAUAGCCGGCCAUGGCCGACGGCUUGAGGAAGCUGGUCACCGCGGAGAGCGGCCGGGUGCUUCAGGAAAAGCUGGAAAGCUGGUACCGGGACUACGAGGAGGGCAUUACGCGGGUGUCGAAACAAUAAAAACUCGCCUCCUGCCAUGGCUAGGGACUUGUUUUUCCUGUGCUGCUUCAGGAAAGCUCUUUGAAACCAACCUCUCUCUCACUCAGGAUUCAGUUGAGAGAGAGAAGCAGCUGAUGGAGCUGGCCAGCAAUCAGACUUCUCAACUACAAGAGCUGCAGAAAGAGCUGACUUCAACUCGCCUACAGCUCAACCAAGUGCAACAAGAUCUGAAGACUUCCCGUGCCCAAGAGAAGGAUGCCCUGAGGAAAUUAGAUCGCCUGAAUGACUAUGAGCAGCAGAUUCAAACACUACGGGAUGAAAUUUCUUUCUUGGAUGCCCAAAAGUCUGUUCUCCAGAGCAGGCUUGCCCGAGGCCGCUCCCCGUCCCCGAGACGCAGUGCGAACCGGUCUCCCAGCCGGCUCCGUGGGAGGAGCUGCUCGCCCAGCCUGGCCCGGGCCACCAACGCCUCACGGCGUGCACGCCUUGUGGCUCGCUUCAGUGACAUCUAUGCUCAAGAACGCUUGGAUGCAGAGACCCUUUUGAGGUCGUACACCAGUGACGUGGAGGUGGUGCAGAGGAUAAUAUACAUCGCAGCUGUGGAGUCUUUUCAUGCAGCAAAGGGGGCCUACAGGCAGUUCAAGAUGCGUGUAAGAGAGAUUCUGUCUCUAGGGCACUCGGGGCCUGAGUCCCUUGAAGACACUGUCCUGGAUUACAUAGUUCGCCAUGAGGAUCUGUAUGACAUUCAGAGCAGUGUCAAUGAAGUAAUUCGCUCCAUGAACAUCAACCCAAAGAUUUCGUUUUCACCAGAAAUUAAUUUCAUUGUGAUCAGCAAUUUGAUUCGAGAAUUGUGCCGUGUGGCUUUUUCAAUGCAGACACUUGUUCCUCCUCUUGAUAUUGCCUUUGGUACUGAUGGAGAACUUUUCAGUGACACCAAGUACCAUCGCAGCAUUGGCUCUGAUUUCACAGCUGCCUUGGUGGCCUACCAUGUGUGGCCUGCUCUGAUGGAAAAUGAUGUCGUACUUGUGAAGGGGGAGGCAGUCACAAAAAGAGGAGCUCUGUGGUCUGGCAGAAGCAGAAGUAGAAGUAGAAGCAGAAGCCUCAGCCGUAGCACCAGUCCUCUUCUAUGUCAUCGUUUGUGUCGAAGUCACAGUCCUUCCCCACUGAGGAGCAGAAGCCCGAGGCGUUAACUGAACGUGUUCCUGUGAUUCAGUACAUCCCGAUCCAACAACUCCACUCGUGCCUUUUCUCUUCAAGAAUACCUCAAGUCUCGCAAUAACAUGAAUGGCCAUUGGCACUACAAAUGGAGUUUGUGUUCAGUGUGUAAUUGUAAUUUCAAAAACCAAUUCAACCCUUCUGAUCAAAAAAAAAAAAGUAAAAGUGCAUGCAAUGCAGGGCCAUGCUCAUUUGGCAAAAAUUUCAGAGGAACCCAUGCUGUAACCUGCAGGUGGAGACACAAUUAUUGCAUCUGGAAUGUUUUCCACAGAAACCAGAUGAUGUGAUUUGCCUUGAUAGGUUGUUUAGUACAGCCUAAAUGGUGAAUAUUGCAGAAUGCUUAGCUGUUACUUGAAAACCAUGUCAUUUAAUUGGUGCUUAUUUACAGUUUUGGAAAAUAGCAAUAAUCUUAGGAUGUGCCAGUCUCACACAGCACCCUUUUAAAUAUAUCCUUGCAGUUAACUGAUUUUUCUAACUGCAAUGCCGAAGUUGCACAAAGCAGUCAUAGAU